CAGACAGUCUUCACUCGAGCUCGACAUAACAGUUUAUCAAAUAAAUAAAUCCAAAUUUACAUUAACAUAACUUUUAUUGCCGGUGCACUUAAAAUGGAAGUGAGUGAGGUUGCAAGAUUUGAAGAAGUAGAGGAGUGUGAUUGGUAUGAUAGAAUGACGAAAAUAUUAGAUGAUCAACCGCAUCCAACUGAAGUAAUUGGUGUAGUGGAAUUGACAGAAGAAAUGAUGGCAGAGGUAGUGGAGACACUAAUUAGAGAUCCACUAUUUCCUGGGUGCGACAAGCAACUAUUGGCCAAAACAAGCUGCGAAAGUCUGCUGAACGAAAUGGCAUGGAUAAAUGCUUGUCUCCAAGGCAGAAAAUGCCUUGUCAGCAAAUCCAUGGAGAAUGUGUGGGAAUUAUACCACAAGCAUUUGAUUGAAAACAUCAGAGCAACUAAAUUACCGAGCCAGCUUUUUGCAACAUUUUCACGAAGAGCUAUGCAAAGACUAGUUGCAUCCAACCAAGAGGUGCGGCGGACCCCAACAUCCUCCAGGCCACUAGCUAUCACUGAGGAGGAAGGCGAGAUUGUUGCCUACAUAGCUGGUUUUGUUCUACACCGUUUGAAACAAAAAGCUUUUCGUUUGAGCGACAGCAAGGAAAAGACAAUCAAACUUGAUGUAAUUAACAAGUUGAUAAGAGACGAAGCUGUGGCAAUAACCUCAAGGCUAAUUUUAGCCAAGCAACGUGGUGGCCUUCUGUCUGCUGUGCCACAACUUACCCCUCUUUUCAUGAAAUGUGAAAUCAUGAUAAGGAAUAACACAUCAGAUGAUUUUGUCCAACAUGUAGAUGUUCAAUCGAUGGUGGAUCAGGCAUGUUCUGAUGAGGCUAUGACAGCGAUUUUUUUUUCAGUAGCAUGUAAAUCUAUAGCCGACUAUGAUGCCCAGGAAGUUAUAUAUGUGGAAAUUGUAGCAACAUACAUUAUAACACGGGUCAAUGGGUUUUGUCGCCAAACCAUGGAGCGAUACAGAAUGAGACAAAAUGUCAAAAGGAGAAGUAAUUCAUUGCGCAAGUCUCUCGAAGUAUCAUCUGGAAGUGUGUCACAUCCUUUUUAAUCACUAGGUGUGGCUCGAGAUCCCUUGCAACAUUCUGAGUGGAUGACCAUUUUAGUGUCGUGUAAUCUUUGGCAUUUUCGCCUCAGAGAUUGACACUGGAACAUGAGCUCGCUUGCCACUCACAUUACCCCGUGGCCUCAAUUCCUGCCGCAGUUGUCCUUGAAUGUGUAGGCUUCGUUCU
Molecule: messenger RNA, 1273 nt
Organism: Priapulus caudatus
Lineage: Eukaryota; Metazoa; Priapulida; Priapulimorpha; Priapulimorphida; Priapulidae
Exons: 5
Coding region: 94-1092 (332 amino acids)
Source: RefSeq, a predicted model, not a curated record